ACCUUCCAUUUGUCAAGUUCAUACCCCCUUUUUUUCUCACACUCUACCAACUCUCUAUGCAUAAAAACCUCAUUAUUUUCCUUGUUUUCCAAAUCAAAACAUAAACCCAUUUUUCAAAGCAUAUUAGUACUCCCUUUUGCAACAUAACACAUUAGAGUUUAUAAAUAUUAUCAUGGCCAUAUCUCCAAGAAAGCUUAGAAAUGAUGUGUAUUCAUACACAUACCAAGAUGACUCAAACACCCCUUUGGUCAUCUCAGUUCUUGCUUCAUUAAUUGAAAGAACUUUAGCUAGAAAUGAAAGAAUUAGUAGAAACGACUGUGGUGCUACAAUGUCUAGGACUACUAGCUCAAAAACUCGGGUUUUCGAUUGCAACGAGACACCCGACAUGACGAUACAAUCGUAUCUUGAACGUAUUUUUAAGUACACGAAAGCUGGUCCAUCGGUGUAUGUAGUGGCAUAUGUGUAUAUCGAUAGGUUUUGUCGAUCACAUCCUGAAUUCAGAAUAACUGGCCGGAAUGUUCAUAGACUUCUUAUUACAACCAUUAUGGUGGCUUCUAAAUAUGUUGAAGACAUGAACUAUAGAAAUUCUUAUUAUGCAAGAGUUGGUGGAAUAACAACAAAGGAAAUGAACAGCUUGGAGCUUGAUUUUCUAUUCCUGAUGAAUUUCAGAAUGCAUGUUAAUGUGAGUGUUUUCGAGAGCUAUUGUUGUCACUUAGAAAGAGAAGUUAGCAUUGGAGGUGGUUACCAUAUCGAAAAGACUUUAAGAUGUGCCGAAGAAACAAAAUAUCGACAAACAAACGAUAGAGUAUUUAAUCGAAUCGCUCGAAUUACUUUGUAAAAUAGUACUAGUAGAAUUCUUAUAAACCAUGUUUUGGUUGUAUAGAUUGUAUGUGUAUAAUAUAUAUAUAUAUGUAGCAAACUAUUAUAAAUUUAAUCAGUUAUUCUUUUGUUUUAA
Molecule: messenger RNA, 955 nt
Organism: Erigeron canadensis
Lineage: Eukaryota; Viridiplantae; Streptophyta; Magnoliopsida; Asterales; Asteraceae
Product: cyclin-U2-1-like
Exons: 2
Coding region: 173-838 (221 amino acids)
Biological process (GO): regulation of cyclin-dependent protein serine/threonine kinase activity
Molecular function (GO): protein kinase binding
Source: RefSeq, a predicted model, not a curated record